GCCUGGUAUUGGCUCCCAUGCUUUGCCGAUACUCAGAUCUCUGACACUUGGCGGCUGCUGAUUUUUGGUCUGACCAUCUUUCGAGCGCGACCAUUCAUUGGAAGGCCCUUCUGCACGAACAGUAGUGCGUCACUAUGGUUGCGACUGGCUGUGCCGUUAGGCAGAGCCAAGGAGGUGUAGGGUGAGCCUGUCCUCAGCGACAGUCCCUUCAGCAGCGGUCAGGCUCAACCGAGCCGGCAAACCUGCUUCUCUCCAUUGCCGGUCGUCUCACUGACCCGAGACUGAACGGGAUCUCAUCCUUCCGCAGUGGUCACAACUAUGAGUGGAUUUCAAUUAUUCACGCAUUGUUUCACCCCCUUUCUCCACUCUUCCCACUGCCCAAGUUUCCAUACCACCAAGCACCCGCCAACUCGCACCAUUUCAAUCACCAUCGCUCCUGCCAUCCACCGUUCUAGUCUACACCCACCUGAUCAGCAUGGGUUUCAAAUUUGGAGACUUGACGAGGGAAAUCACCGAGACCGGCGCGCAAAUCGCCAACACGUGCACCAAGGUAAUAGAAAAGGCACCUUCCCUGGGCAAUGAGAUCGUCCACACAGCCUCUAAGGUAGGCGAUAGCGUAUCCGCCACCGGUGGCCAUGUUGGCAACGCAAUCUCGGACGGCAUCAAAAAGCUUCCAGAUGCCGGGCUGGACGAGAAGCUCAACAGCAAGAGCAUCAACACGCUCGCCGCGAGCGUCGGAGAUGUUGUGUUCCCCGAUAACCCCAAGCUUCGACAGCGAGUCGAACAGUUGGAUGCCGACUGCCGCCUUUCCGAAGCCCAGUUUAACAGGACUAAGAAAGACUUCGAAAGACUAGAAUAUAGAUCCCGUGUCGCCAUUGCCAAGUAUCUCAAAACACGCGGGUUCGACUCGCUAGAGUCCCUAGACCGUGAGGUCAGACGCGUGGCGACGGGGAAAGUGUUCGAGGAGUGGGGAAGGCUAAAAACAAAGAUCGGAAGGGACCUCGCCAUUGAGAAUAUGAUCGAAACGAUCUGCGGGAUCGCCGCUCUUGGAGGGGUUACCGUGACGGGCAGCCUCGUUACUGUCGGCAUGAUCAGUGGGCCGGCCGGCUGGUCGGUUCUCGGCGCCAUCGGGACCGCCAGCGCCACUAUCGGAGGUGUUGUUUUUGUUGGCGCUCUAAUCAAGGCAAUGGAGCAGGAAGAUGAACUCAAGCAUCAUAUAAAACAGCUAUACUAUGCCCGUUCCGAUCUGCGGCUCAACCUGAACCGUCUCAACGUUCUCGUUGACUGGUCAAUAGCCUUCGCUGCCUGUCUAGACAUGAUAGACGACACGUCCUUCAGCAGCUUCGAAUCGCUGUUGGCGCAGCUUGAGAAGAGGGACAGGUGGCGGUGGAUGCCUUCCGAGGUUACAAAGGAACUUGCCGCAUAUGAUCGGAUGCGCCAGGCCUGGACCAAGGCGGACCCUGAAGCGAAAUACUAAGCUCGGCGAUUCUCAUGCCGGAACUUCACUAAGCAGGAUCCUGGUAACACGACGAUUAGGUAGAGCCAUGGAAUUGCGGCAAGCUAAAGGACCGAAAGUAUAGAAAAACAGUGAAUAGCAAUGUUAUGUAAAUAAGUACCUUUAACCUAGACCAGUAGAAUAUAAUAUAAACCUACAUCCUAAGAGGCCUUAUAGGGUUGAAUAUUAACGUUUAUAAUAAU
Chaetomium strumarium is the source of this 1698-nucleotide messenger RNA. RefSeq lists its product as uncharacterized. NCBI's taxonomy places the organism in Eukaryota, Fungi, Ascomycota, Sordariomycetes, Sordariales, Chaetomiaceae. The transcript is spliced from 6 exons. The record is from RefSeq and is a predicted model, not a curated record. Bases 476 to 1477 code for a protein of 333 amino acids.